GCUGCACAUAAAAGAUUCUAGGGGGGGCCUUCUCGAGUCUUUUACCAUUUUUUUGAAAUGACAUAAAAUUGGUCCGAAGAUGUUUGUGUUUCGACCCCCGAAGGCAGUCGUUCCGACGGUCAAAACAACCGCCUUCGGACCGCGAUGCGACUGAUUUUACGCUCCGGAGAACACCAAAACAAAUGCCACAGUAGGUUCGAAUUCUCCGAAACUCGUCGCACAGUGCAUGCAAUGGCAUCAGGCAAAGAAACGAGCAACAAACUACACGUCGAUAUUGAAUACUGUAAUGUGUGCAAUUCCGAACCACAGUGCGUGGAGCUGGCAAGCAUUAUCCGGGCACAGAUCCCGGAGGCGGAAGUUGUGUGUCGCACGGGAAGACGUGGUUCGUUCGAGGUGCAGAUCAACGACACACUAGUGCACUCAAAGCUGGGCUCGUUAGCGUUUCCUCAGUACGAGGAUGUGGUGCAGAACGUGCGCAAUGCACGGGACGGUUUGCCCGUGAAUCGUGUGGCGGAACAACCGAUCACCGACUGUGUGGUGCAGUAGCGAAACACACAUUCACCGCGAAAAGUAUGGUUAACCGGGUCGAUUGUUCGUGGAGAUCGCUCGUCGUGCUAGUCGUGUUUUUUUAGCAUCUAUUUUUUAACCCGUCGUUGUGGUGUGGUCAUACCAUCCAAAAUGAUACUGUUAUUGCGCUAACAA
Molecule: messenger RNA, 702 nt
Organism: Anopheles stephensi (Asian malaria mosquito)
Lineage: Eukaryota; Metazoa; Arthropoda; Insecta; Diptera; Culicidae
Product: migration and invasion enhancer 1
Exons: 2
Coding region: 145-546 (133 amino acids)
Biological process (GO): negative regulation of apoptotic process; positive regulation of filopodium assembly
Source: RefSeq, a predicted model, not a curated record